CGUCGUUGCCAUUGGCGAGCGCCAGAAAGUUGUCCUGUUUGUGGUCAUGAGGUUUUUGACGCUGUUCUUACUACUCGGGUUUGGGAGCCGAAGUACUUCGGAAGGGUAACUACUAACAGGACACUCAUCACUCGACUCGCGAAUGUCGAGUAGGAAUUGUGCUGAUGACCCUCCAACACCGCCUUCGAUUCCCUCGACGAUAAGCCUCAUCCAUUAUCCGUGGUCACGUUCUCAAGAUCACUGGACGGUCACAAGGACUGAUCUCAUCGUGAUGCCCGUUGUUUCUACUUUCAACCUUGAGGCGCCUAGUAUCUAUUACUAUGACUACGCCAGACUGCCCUCCCGGGCCAGUCUCAAACACCUUCGAAGGAGAAGAGAAGAAGCACUACGAAGAGACUGGUUUUGAUGCCGAAGUUGCUUCACAUGCCCUUCGCCUCCGUGGGCGUAAAUUAACCAUUUCGAUCGCAUUCGUUGCUGGCACUGGAUUUACGUUGUUCGGCUAUGACCAAGGAGUUAUGUCUGCAUUGCUGACCGCUGGACAGUUUGAGAAGGUCUUCCCCCAGGUUGUAGUGGAUAGCAGUCACCCUAACAACGCUACUCUGCAAAGCUUUGUUGUCGCUAUAUAUGAAAUUGGAUGCCUCAUGGGGGCUUUAUCUAAUCUUUGGGUAGGAGAUCGUUUAGGAAGACGCCGAACAAUUGCAUUGGGUGGAUGUAUCAUGAUUAUUGGUGCUAUUCUCCAAACGACCAGCUACAGCUAUGCUCAAUUAGUGGUCGCUCGGAUAAUCACCGGCAUUGGAAAUGGCUUGAAUACUUCUACAGUUCCUAGCUAUCAUGCAGAGCUCUCGUCUGCAGCAAAACGCGGCGCGUUGAUAUUCAUUGAAGGGUCUCUCAUCACCUUUGGUGUCAUGAUCUCUUAUUGGGCGAGUGAAUCUUCUGCUCAGUGGAGAGUCCCCAUUGCGCUCCAGAUAGUUUUGGCUCUGGCCAUGGUCUUUGGAAUCGGCUUCCUUCCUGAAUCACCAAGAUGGCUUGUAAAGCAAAACCGGAACGCAGAGGCAAUAGCAGUUAUAUCGGCGCUCGAGAACAAAUCCCCAGACGAUGCUGAAGUUCAACGUACCUAUCAUGCUAUCCGGGAAGCAGUUGCUAUCGAAGAUUUUGGGACCUCCAGCAGCCUCGGAGGCAAACAUGCAAAACUUUUCGUAGGCGGCCGGAGCCAACAUUUCCGGAGAGCUUCUCUAGGAGUGAUAAACCAGUGCUUUCAACAAAUUACGGGCAUCAACCUGAUUACAUACUAUGCUGCAAGUUUUACCUCCCUUUCUGAAUUCGCUGGUCCCUUAUGUCUGUGGCACUGUAGACGAUCCUAUUUCAACGCCUUGGUUUGUCGGAUGUUACCUCACGUCCUCAUCGCGGCUGCCAAUGGAACAGAGUAUUUCUUUGCCUCCAUCAUCGCUAUCUUCAUCAUAGACCGUAUCGGGCGACGAAAGCUCAUGCUUUUUGGCGCUGUAGGCCAGUGCAUUACUAUGAUAUUACUUGCCGUUCUCGGCAGUGUAAGAGGCACUGGGGCACAAGUAGUGAGCGCUGUGCUACUUUUUGUGUUUAACUCGUUCUUUGCCAUCGGCUGGUUGGGCAUGACAUGGCUAUACCCUGCCGAAAUCGUCGGGUUGGAAAUUCGCGCGCCUGCCAAUGCACUGAGCACAUCUUCGAAUUGGAUAUUUAAUUUCGUAGUCGUGAUGGUCACAGGUCCAUCUUUCAACAACAUAUCAUGGGGCACUUACAUCGUAUUCGCUGCGUUGAACGCUUUCAUCAUACCAGUAGUUUAUUUCUUCUUCCCAGAGACUGCAGGUCGUUCAUUGGAAGAUAUGGAUGUCGUCUUUGCAUUGGCUUACAACGAAGGUGUCUCGCCGGUCGCUGUCUCUUUACGGAAGGAUGUUCCUCUUGCAGGAACACCAGAGGCUGAUAGAAUAUUGGGCAUAGAAACAAUAGACCAGAAGGUCAACAUUUCGGGGGAGACCUCGUGAUGAGUGCCACCAUGUACUGUAGAGAAUGACACAUCCAUUGCAGGCACGUUUGUUUGUAUGGCAAUUAUACAUUGAACAAGGAUUCCUCUUCGGUCGGCUCUACGACAAUACAGUGUUGGCAGUAACCACUCAGGAAAUAUUAUAUUAGCAGGGUGUACAAAUAACAGUGUCUUUUCGCGCUCUCACUCUCGACAACG
Suillus subalutaceus is the source of this 2212-nucleotide messenger RNA. Its product is annotated as general substrate transporter. Gene Ontology annotation, biological process: carbohydrate transport; transmembrane transport. The transcript has 16 exons. The coding region runs from base 321 to 2015 and encodes 564 amino acids. NCBI's taxonomy places the organism in Eukaryota, Fungi, Basidiomycota, Agaricomycetes, Boletales, Suillaceae. The record is from RefSeq and is a predicted model, not a curated record. Gene Ontology annotation, molecular function: carbohydrate:proton symporter activity. Gene Ontology annotation, cellular component: membrane.